CGUGUCGCAGCAGCAGCAGCAGCAGCAGUAGCAGUCGCAGCAGCAGCAGAAGCGAGUGUGCCGUUAUUCCGUUCGUUACAUAAAGAAGAGAUUUCAAAUAGCAAGUUUAAGUGCGCUGCUCGGUGGCGAAUGGCAUAAAUCAUUCAGCGAAAGCGACCCCCGCAUUGUGAUAAACAUUUAAACAGCCCAAAAAAAAAAACGAAAGGAGCCAGCGCGACCCAAAAAUUUGAGAAACCAAUUUGAAAUCGAAAAGAAAAAACGACUGGCAAAAAAUAAAUAAAAAUAAAAAUGAAAGUGCAAGUAAGAAGAUAAGAGACAAACACGGAAAAGCGGAAACCAGCGCAAACAAGGACUUGAAUGCCAACACGAAAAAUCAACGCAAAGUGCAGAAUUAUUUAAUCAACGCCAGCCAGUCGUCAGCAAGUCGAAAACCCUGGAAACGCCUAAAAAUAGAGGACACGCGAUAACCAAAAAUAGAACGUAAUGAUAAACCAAAACCAAAGUACCUGCAACAAUGAAAUUGAGCAAAUCUUAAAAGCGUAACCCAAAAAAGCAAGCCCAAGAUUAGAAUUACUUUUAAAAAUAUACAAAGGACACUCGCUAUAUACAAAAAGUGCUAAUAGAUAAACGAUAUCCGCAAUUAAGAAAAUUAAAAAAAAACAACCCGUAGUUCGUUGCCGUUUGUUCACCGCUGGAAGUUAAAGACACAGCCCAAGGAUAUAGAGCGUAAUCCCCGUUGAGAUAGAGUAAUGGAACUAACCUCGUAGUUUGUAGAGAGACAUGCGUCUCUGCCCGUAGGACAGCAAACAGACAGCAAAUUCCAAUAACCGCAACAUAAACGCACUUAACGACUAACUAAAACUACCAAGUAGUUGCCUCUCUAUAUACAACAUAUAUAUAUAUAUAUAUAUAUACACCUACGAGAUAUAUACAAGAUAUUUAGCCGUAGCGAAUAGAUAAACGCCAGUCUGUAUAUCUACCUAUAUGGAUUUAUUUUUAUAAUGCCGCUAAAGCAAAACUCGAUCCCAUCCCCGAACCCGACCUCGACCUAGGCUUUUUCAAAUUGCAUCUGAAUAAGUAACGAGGGCGAUUAAUGCAUUAAUUGGGUGGCGAAGGACGUUGCCACACGGAGUCGGAGUCCCGAGAAGGGAACUGUCGCCGGGUCCGGAUUCGGAUCCUUUGCGUGUUCCUCGUGCCAGAUACGAAACACAAUCACACGCAGGACCCCAGAUACAAACUUACAGGACGAUAUUAAGCUACCUUCUUUGGGUUUCCCGUGUUGCGCUGCCUUGACGUAACUCCGCCUUAACUCGCGUCGCUUCCAUUUGCCACAAAAGUAAAAAAAAAAUAAAAAGCGACCGCAAAGCCAAAACUGCGGUGCGUUCGUUAAACUUUCAUGACCAAACAUUAACUUAAGCCGGAAGGAGGAGGAGGAUUGGAGCGGCUAGAGGGUUGGAAGCCAGAGGGAGCAAACCGAGCUGUCAUCAUCCAGCAAUCCCCUCUAGUUUGUUAUUUGUGAUAAAUAAUUCAACGAUCCACAUCUUGGAUCCCGAUCCUGCCCACCCCACUUCAGCUCCAGUUACCGUUACCGUUACCGUUCCUGUUCCCGUUACAGUUAUAGCUCCAGCUCCAGCUCCAGUUCCAGUUCCAGGCCCCACCAUCACAUCUGUACACCACCAACCGAAUAGCAACAAUAACUAUACCUUAGAGGAUAAAUCGACAUUUAUAAUCCAAAGUACAAAACGAAUAGCCCCGAAAAUAACGCUGUUAACUAAUGUAAAACAAAAGCUAAACUAUAAAUAGUAACAUAUGGUAUUAUUAUACACGCAACUUUCGAAACAGAUAGAGUCAUAGAGUCACAUAACCUCAAAACGAACAAGCGCAUAACGAAACGAAAAGUGAAGAACGAUAAGCAAUACAAGCAGUGCUGUUGACUAUUUUAGAGGCCACCUUUUAGAUACCUUCACCCAACCUACGUUACUCAACCAAACACCUAAGAACCCACCAAAAUCGAGAACCUAACCUAUAAACCUAAAACCUAAAAAACACGGAUAAGGACGACGACUACGACGACGAUGAACGGCCCCAUGUGCGAGUGAGACAGCCAGAUAGCAAAAAAGAAAAAGAGAGAGUAACACAACGAAAAGCAAUUUAUUUUUGUUUACGUGUCCGUGUGCCCGAGCUCUGGACUUGUAUUAGUUAAUGCCAAAAAUCGAAGCGGAAGUUGCACCCACACCUGCACACUCUACUACAACACACACACACUCAGCCGCCAUGACAAGGCCAAGAAUUGCAGCGGGCAUUGCGGGGCCUUUCCGGCGGCAAUAGCAACACCCUAAAAAGGGAAAUAAAACAAAAAAAUAUAACCAGCAAUAUCCCCAAAACAACAACAACGUUACGUUACGUUAACGAAGGUGGCGCGAGUGGUUCGAUGUGGCUCGAAUUCGAGUUCGAGUGCAGGUGGUGACGUGGUGACAGCGGCGGCGUCGUGGGUCCAAGAAAAUGCACGUUAAACACACUCAGCGCCGAGUCAGCGGUCCUGGAGCCUUCGGAACCUUUACCAACGAUCAACGUGCCAGCCGCGACAACUUGUGCCCGGACAGCCAGCAGCAGCAGCACUCGCACUCGCACCAGCACUUGGUGCGCCAGUCUCUGGUGAGUCUCAGCAACGGCCAGCCGGCGGACAGCGUCUCGCUGCUGCGGGCGGGCGAUGAGCAGCAGCAACACCUCCAGCAGCAGCAGCAACAGCAGCAGCAGCAGCAGCAACAUCUGCAACAGCAACACCUGCAACAGCAGCAACGGCAGCGCAGCAGCAGCAGUCGGCUUUCCACGAGUGGCAUCUCCAAGCAGAACUCCGGGGACAGCAGGAGCGGCCUGCGAAUCCUCGACAGCAGCCACAGUCCCGUCAGCUGCGGCACCCAGAGCGUGAGCAGCACUGGUGGCCAGUCGGCGCUCUACGAUGCCUGCCACGAGUACUCGCGCAGCUUGAGUGCAGCGGCUGCAGAAGGAGCCGGCUCGCUGCUCAAGAGCCACUACAGUGACCAGCAGUUGGCCAGCCAGCCGGAGCCAGACCCAGAUCCAGAUCCGGAAAGGGAUAGGGAUAGGGAUCGUGAUAGGGACAGAGAUAGAGACAGGGAACGUCGCCACCUGACCAACCUCAAUCUCAAUCUGAACAGCGAGUACGACUACAGCGGGAGUGACAAGCAGCAACUGGUCAACGAGACGUACAUCUUCAAGUGCAUCGCCAACAGUCCCUCGUUCCUGCGCACCAACAAGAUCAAGGAGCAGUCCAAGAAGCUGCGCAAUCUCUCACUGAAAACGCGCACCGCCAAGAAGAAGGGCCAGAUCAUCUCGAAGUCGAACGCGGUGUCGGAUAAUUCGCUGCAUCCGGGUGACAAGUAUCUGAACUUGUAUCUGGUGGAGAAGAAGCAUUCGCUGCAGCCGCAGGUGGCCUCCAGUUCGAGUUCCAGCCCGCAUCCGCAGGCCUCCUCGGCGCCGGCCAGCUCGUCAUCCACCUGCACGAGGGCCCAACAGUUGCCCAACUUGUCAGCGGUUGCUGCCCGCCAGCAACAGUUGCUCCUGAACGGAUCGCUCAAGGGCAAGGGGCAGGGUCAGGGGCAGGGGCAGGGUCAGGGCCGACAAACGCUGCCCGGUCAUCGGGGAUCGGUGAGGAGCGAGGGCGGCAGCCACACCAUUCCGGCGACGGGCAAGAGUCCGCCGGUGCCGCACUCGCUGGCGGCCAAGAUCAGCAGCUCGGCCAGCGGCAGCAAGAACUGCAAUUUGCUCAGCGCCAGCAGCAACUCAUGCCACAAGCUGCACGCCCACGCCCAAGGAUCGGGAGCUGGAGCAGGAGCAGGAUCAGGACCUGGCCACAGUCAUUACGCGGCGGCCGUGUCGCCGAAGAGUUCGGUGAGCAGCAACGGACACCUGAACAAGUACUGCCUCACGGACCUCACGCGCCGCAAGGCCGAGUUCAAUCGCCAGCUGAGCGCCCCCACGGACUACACGCACCACUCCUCCAGCAACGGGUCCCAGCAGGAGGGCUCCUCGGAGGCCAACGAGGGCCACGAGCCGGUCGGGGAGUCGACCAUCACCGUAGCCAGCGCCGGGGUCGCGUAUCCGCAUCCCUACUCGUACCCCUAUCACCACGCCUCCUCCUCGGCCACAGCGCCGGCCAAUCUCAAGGCGUCGCUGCAGCUGCACAGCUUCGGGGGCCACCACCCGUGUCCUUAUCCGGCAAGGCCCACGUCCACGUCGUGCACCAACAGCUUCAACCGGCGCCACAUCCGCCGGCACAAGGGCAAGCUCGGCGAUCGACUGCUGAGCGGGGAUAGUGAGGAAUCGGUACGCUGCUCCUACUGCUCGGUGCUGAAUGUGAACGAGAACGACCUGCGCAUUUCGUUCGAAAACACCUGCACCGACUCGCUGGUCACCGCUUUCGAUGAUGAGGCCCUGCUAAUAUGCGACCAAGGAACCGAAAUGGUACACUUUGAUGACGUGUCGUUGUACGGCACUCCGAAAGAGGAGCCCAUGCCCAACAUACCGAUCGUGUCGGAAAAAGUCUCUGCGAAUUUCCUAAAAAGUCAAUUGCAAUCAUGGUUCCAGCCGACGGACAACCGACUGGCCAUGAAACUGUUUGGCAGCCGAAAGGCACUGGUCAAGGAGCGCAUACGUCAGAAAACUUCCGGGCAUUGGGUCAUACACCCGUGCAGUUCAUUCAGGUUUUACUGGGACCUUUGCAUGCUUUUAUUAUUAGUAGCAAAUCUUAUUAUCCUGCCAGUCGCAAUAUCAUUCUUCAACGAUGAUCUGAGCACACGAUGGAUUGCCUUCAACUGCCUAAGUGAUACUAUUUUUUUAAUAGAUAUUGUAGUCAAUUUUAGAACAGGAAUUAUGCAACAAGACAACGCUGAACAAGUAAUAUUGGAUCCAAAGCUUAUAGCUAAACACUAUUUAAGAACUUGGUUUUUUCUCGAUUUGAUUUCGUCGAUACCGCUAGAUUAUAUAUUUUUAAUUUUCAAUCAAAUUAUGAAAUUGCAGGAUUUCUCUGAUUCUUUUCAAAUAUUGCAUGCCGGACGAGCCCUGCGCAUCCUGCGCCUGGCCAAGCUGCUCUCCCUGGUGCGACUGCUCCGUCUUUCCCGCCUCGUGCGCUACGUUUCCCAAUGGGAGGAGGUCUAUAUUCUGCAGAAUCUACAGAAAAAAAGUGCUGAUCGCAGAGGGAGAAUGAACAGAAAAGACAAAGAUGGCUUGACAAAAAGCAACCUAAUUCUCAAGUUCCUCAAUAUGGCCUCGGUCUUCAUGAGGAUCUUCAAUUUAAUUUGCAUGAUGCUCCUGAUCGGCCAUUGGAGCGGUUGCUUGCAGUUCUUAGUGCCAAUGUUACAGGGUUUUCCAUCCAACUCCUGGGUCUCCAUCAACGAGUUGCAGGAAUCGUACUGGCUGGAGCAGUAUUCGUGGGCAUUGUUCAAAGCCAUGUCGCACAUGCUUUGCAUAGGCUACGGCAGAUUCCCACCACAAUCACUGACAGACAUGUGGCUCACGAUGCUGUCGAUGAUAUCCGGGGCCACCUGUUACGCAUUGUUCCUCGGUCACGCGACCAAUCUCAUCCAGAGCUUGGAUUCCAGCCGGCGCCAGUAUCGCGAGAAGGUCAAACAGGUGGAGGAGUAUAUGGCCUAUCGCAAGCUACCACGCGACAUGCGACAGCGCAUCACGGAAUACUUCGAGCAUCGGUACCAGGGUAAAUUCUUCGAUGAAGAGUUGAUACUUGGCGAGUUGAGCGAGAAAUUGCGCGAGGAUGUCAUCAACUACAACUGCAGAUCCCUCGUGGCGUCAGUGCCUUUUUUUGCUAAUGCCGAUUCGAAUUUCGUUUCCGACGUAGUUACCAAACUGAAAUACGAAGUUUUCCAACCAGGUGAUAUUAUCAUAAAGGAGGGUACGAUCGGUACUAAGAUGUACUUCAUACAGGAGGGCGUGGUGGACAUUGUCAUGGCCAACGGCGAGGUUGCCACCUCACUAUCGGAUGGCUCUUACUUCGGUGAGAUCUGUCUGCUGACCAAUGCGCGUCGUGUGGCCAGCGUGCGAGCCGAAACCUAUUGCAAUCUAUUCUCGUUGAGCGUGGAUCAUUUCAAUUGCGUUCUGGAUCAGUAUCCGCUGAUGCGCAAGACCAUGGAGACUGUGGCCGCCGAGCGGUUGAACAAGAUUGGCAAGAAUCCAAACAUAAUGCAUCAGAAGGACGAGCAGCUGAGCAAUCCGGAGUCGAACACGAUUACGGCUGUGGUGAAUGCCCUGGCUGCCGAGGCGGAUGACUGCAAAGAUGAUGACAUGGAUCUCAAGGAGAAUUUACUGCAUGGGUCAGAGUCGAGCAUUGCUGAGCCGGUGCAGACGAUACGUGAGGGUCUCCCGAGGCCGCGGAGCGGGGAGUUCCGGGCCCUGUUCGAGGGCAACACUCCAUGACACUGA
Molecule: messenger RNA, 6453 nt
Organism: Drosophila subpulchrella
Lineage: Eukaryota; Metazoa; Arthropoda; Insecta; Diptera; Drosophilidae
Gene: Ih
Exons: 16
Coding region: 2503-6447 (1314 amino acids)
Biological process (GO): potassium ion transport; transmembrane transport
Cellular component (GO): membrane
Molecular function (GO): voltage-gated potassium channel activity
Source: RefSeq, a predicted model, not a curated record